AUGAAUCUUCUUGCUACACCGCCACCUCCGCACCACCUUUCGAAUCCACGUCUCUCACCCUCCCACUCAAUGUCUUCUUACACUCCCACCGCUUCUGCCAGCCGGAAACGAAAAGCAGAAGACGACGAGCCUCAAGCGGAAGACAGAAUGUCCUCCUCCCCUUCCAACUCUCCAGCCCCAGCUACGCGCUCACUACCCGCCUAUCGACACGCCAAGAGACCCAGAUCAGGUCCUGUGGGCAGACCACUCGCUCUGCCCAGGCUUCUAGAGACCUUAGACGCCGACUCGCUACGAGGUGUUCUACAAUCUAUUUGCACGAGGCAUCCUGGGAUAGGUUCCGAAGUUGAACACACAGCACCAAGGCCUAGCGUUCCAUCAGCCCUUAACGUCCUCAAGGACUACGAAUCCGCUUUACAAGCCUCGUUUCCCUUUGGUGGUGACUCAUCGUCAGACUAUGCGUACAAUCGGGUACGGGAAUCCCUUAUGGCCCUCCUCGACGCUCUCGCCGACUUCACGCCACACUUCCUGCCACCGAAUGAAACCCAGGCAUUCCAGUCUCUCACCUUUCUCGAUGGAGCAACAGAUAUCAUCCAUAGACUACCGGACUGGUCCUCCUUCCAGAACAGCCUACACAAGCAAAACGCCUACGAAGAAAUCUCUGGAGCUUGGGCAUUAGCCAUAAGGGAAGCAGCCAAGAGGGCCGGAGGCAUGCAACUACAAUAUGGAGGAUGGGAUCAGAAGCUGGCCAAGCAUAACCAGCAAGCGAACGGGAAGCUUCAGGAUGCUGUGAAUGAGCUCAGUGCAAAUAUCGGGUGGAUGGGUGGCCAGCCUCAAGCACAGCAGCACGGCAACCGGGGGGAAGACUUAAAUUCUGUGAGGCAAGAGCUCUUGGCUGGAACCUACGGUAUAAAUUUGCCUGUACGUGUUGGAUCGUGGUAA
Molecule: messenger RNA, 939 nt
Organism: Letharia columbiana
Lineage: Eukaryota; Fungi; Ascomycota; Lecanoromycetes; Lecanorales; Parmeliaceae
Exons: 2
Coding region: 1-939 (312 amino acids)
Biological process (GO): nuclear protein quality control by the ubiquitin-proteasome system; proteasome localization
Cellular component (GO): nucleus
Source: RefSeq, a predicted model, not a curated record